Nicotiana attenuata is the source of this 1872-nucleotide messenger RNA. Its product is annotated as dynamin-related protein 4C-like. The record is from RefSeq and is a predicted model, not a curated record. Gene Ontology annotation, molecular function: GTP binding; GTPase activity; microtubule binding. The transcript has 2 exons. The coding region runs from base 1 to 1872 and encodes 623 amino acids. Gene Ontology annotation, cellular component: membrane; cytoplasm; microtubule. Lineage: Eukaryota; Viridiplantae; Streptophyta; Magnoliopsida; Solanales; Solanaceae.
AUGCAACAAUGUAUCCAACCCCUUCCAGUUCCUAUAAUUGUUCUAGUUGGUGACAGAUGUUCAGGUAAAUCUAGCCUUAUUGCAUCCCUUAUCGGAAUCAAAAUUCCGCUAAAAGGCCACUUCUGCAUUCGAGUUCCUAUCCUUAUUAAGCUUCAAAAUCAUCAUAGUCGUAAACUUGAGGUUUCCCUUGAGUUUGAUGGGGAAACGAGGACACUGAGAAGUAGUAUCGAUGAUGAUGAUGAGUGGUAUGUAGCCUUAGAAAUAAGUCAGGCAACAAACACAAUUGCUGGAACAACAAAUGGAAUAUCUAACAACCCUUUGACUCUGAUCCUGAAGAAGAUUGGUUUUCCUAAUCUUACAAUUGUGGAUUUACCAGGGAUUCCUACCUUAGACGAAGCUAAUAAAGAGAUAUAUGAGCGAGUCCACCAGAUGAUUUUGAAUUAUAUAACCUCCGAGGACAGGAUUAUCUUGAAUGUAUUAUCAGCCAGUACUGAUUCAUUGCCUAAAACAUUUGAGUCAAUGAAUAUAUCUAAGAAAGUCGGCAAGAAAUGUGAAAGAACUCUAGUAGUUGUGACCAACGCUGAUAAUGCUCCUCAUAAGUUCCUUAAUGAGCUAGUACUUGGUAAAGUUACUGCGAUGGGAUUUAAUUAUGUCUGUGUCAGGAAUAACAUUGACUUGGAGUCAUUUAAAGAAUCUGAGAUUAUAGAGGCUACGCUUUUUGAAACGCAUGAAUUUCUAUCCAAGAUUAAAAAGUCUAUGGUUAGCAUUCCAGUUUUAGCUCGUAAACUGAUGAUAAUUCAAGUGAAGAUUACUUCAACAGAUAUCCAAAGGAAAAUCAAAGAUAGGCUUAAUGCGAAUGUCACUGAACUCAAAAAGUUACCAACUAAGAAGUCACAGCAGACAAUUCUUCCCGGAGGGAAUCAGUUCGAUGACAACAACGAGGAUUGUACUAUGUAUAAGAAGUCAUUGCAGACAAUGCUUGACCAGUAUUCUGUUCAGUUACAUUCAAGGAAUCUUGAAAAGAAAGAAGACUUCUUGAUAGAAGAGAUCAUGUAUAUAAAGGACAUAAUGGUGAAUGGACUUUCAAUUGAUUUCCUCAAUUUUCUGCACGAAAAAGUCGAUGGGAUUUCUAAAAUGACAGAGGAGUUUGUGUGCAAAAUGUGGAACUGCGUAGAAAGAGUUAUCAUCGAUGUUUUGAUGCAUCAUUUUGAUAGUCACCCACAACUUCAAGAUUCCACUAGAAGAGCUGUGCAAAACCUGAUUCCCAAUAAGAAGGAUGAAUCGAUUAAUUGGGUACGAGAAAUCAUUGGGAUGGAAAAAUUGGCUAUAGGUUACACCUGCAUUAAUCCAUGUUAUGUAGAUAGUUGUAAUAGACUCCUAGCUCAAGAAACAACAUUUAUGGAUAUUAUGAACAAAAAUCACUCGAUAAUAAACAUCGAAGGAAUUGGAGAAGUUGAUGUUGAACAUUUGAGAAAUCACUUAGAUGUAGCGCGACUAGCUUUUGAUUUGAAGAUGAAGACGACUGCACACUGGAAGAUAUUUUCGACGAGGCAGGUGGAUUUUAUGGCCUUGCAUGCGAUAUCUGCUGUUCGGAAAAUGGCUAUUAAUAAUGAGAUGGAAGAGUAUAUUGCUAAUUAUCUAACGACAAGUAAUGAGAUAGAAGAAGCGCCCGAAAUUUCAAAGAAAUGGCAAAGGCUUGAAGAGGGUGUAAAAUUGCUUGAGUCGUCGAAAGAUGAGGUGGUCAAGAUUGGAAGAAAGAUUACUGGUGAAACUUUAUAUCUAUUGGGUGCUACUAUUAGAACGGGAGGUUUUUCUUCAGAGUCAUCUCCAUUUGUAUAUUCUUUCGUCUCCUGGUGUAUGUCUCUCUAUUAA